This is a messenger RNA of Ostrea edulis (European flat oyster), 1347 nucleotides long. RefSeq names its product alpha-1,3-mannosyl-glycoprotein 4-beta-N-acetylglucosaminyltransferase C-like. The record is from RefSeq and is a predicted model, not a curated record. The transcript has 4 exons. Lineage: Eukaryota; Metazoa; Mollusca; Bivalvia; Ostreida; Ostreidae. Bases 1 to 1347 code for a protein of 448 amino acids. Gene Ontology annotation, molecular function: acetylglucosaminyltransferase activity. Gene Ontology annotation, biological process: protein N-linked glycosylation.
AUGUGGCCGAAAGAGGACUCCACAAUCAGUGAGACCUAUGAGCAGAGACAAAUAUCAUACCAAGACUUCCUUAACAAACCAUCGGCAGAUCUGACAACACUUCGGUCGAACUGGAGAGCAGACGCCUGUAUCAUUCAAAACGCCAGCACCACGAAAAAAAGGUACCUAACAAUUGGUAUACCGACAGUGAAACGAGAGAAAGGAGAAUAUAUUCUGAAUACAAUUCAGUCCAUCGUGAACUGCACGAGAAAUGAGGAACUACGAAAAAUCUACAUUGUUGUUUUCCUUGCCGACUUUGACGACGCCUGGAAGGCGGACAUCAGUAGACAUCUGAGAGAGAAGUUUGGCGAUAUUAUUUCCAUAGGAACGCUGCACGUGAUCCAAGCAUGGGAGUCAUUUUAUCCGCCACUGGAUAAUUUGAAACAUACAUAUAUUGACCCAGAAACUAAAACGAAAUGGCGGGCAAAACAAAAUGUCGACUACGCGUUUUUGUUUCUGUAUAGCCAGGUUCUGGCCACGUACUAUAUCCAAAUGGAGGACGAUGUUUACACCGUACCGGGCUAUUUCAAAAUUAUAAAGGACUACAUCAAUAACUUUAGGGAGCGCUGGGUGUGCUUGGAAUUCUCAGAAUUGGGUUUUAUCGGAAAACUAUACCGCUCGGAAGAUAUUGAAAAAUUUGCCGAAAUGGUCCUUUUGUUUUAUGCUCAGCAACCUUGUGACAUUACGGAUUUGAGUUUCAACACCCAGAUGUUGCAGUUUAAGCGUCACAUCCGUCGACCGACCAUAUUUGAGCACGUUGGCUAUCAUUCUUCACUUCCUGGGAAAAUACAGCCUCUUAAAGAUCGUUUCUUCCCAGCACAUCCUAAAACAUUAAAAGGGGACAACCCCCCGGCGAAACUGUACACUAGCCUGUCGUUCGAUGGAUAUUUUAAUCCCGAUAAACCCUACAACAAGGAAGAUGGGAUAUUCUGGAGUUCAAAAAAUGGCCGAGCAAACGAUUGGUUCACAGUGGUGUUCGACGAACCUCAGUUGUUGAGCGAAAUAGUUAUUCAUACUGGAAUAAAAACAAACUUAGAUGAUAAAAUCCAUCAUGCAAAACUAGAAGCUAGUCUUGCUUCUUCUUCUACGGGCCCUGGGAAACCAAUAUGUAGCAAAAACAAGCAUCUUGGCUAUUUUGAAGAUGGCGAUAUUCAAAUAACAGAAGUUCAGUCUCUCAUAGGACAGCAGAAAAUUCACUGCUUGAAUAUUAUCAUCACCAACACGCAACAGAACUGGGUGAUAGUUCGUGAAAUAGCCGUGUUUACUGUACGCCCAAAAAAUCAAAAAGACGUCUUGAUUCUUGCAUAA